UAUCAAAAAAAUGUACAAACAGUUUAUGAAUGGAGUUUAAUGUUUUCCCAGGAAUUCAGUACUACAUUAACUUCCAACCUUCCAUACCUUAAAUACUUAAAUUCGUCCCAUUCCCCUCUCAACUUUCCCAACUGGCCAACGUCUUCUCUCUGUCUCUCUCUGCGCUACAGUUUUGCUCCAUUUCCUUGCUUCCAAACAAAAGCCAUCUUCCACCAUUUCAUCUCCCACCAACUCUCUUUAGAUUUUGCUUUUAGAAUGGUUUCAGAAAUCCCUUGACAGGGUUCCCCCAGAAAUCUCUUUAACCCGGAAACAUUGAACCCAUUUGGUCACAUUUCCAGUUCAGCUUCGCAUUCUUGAACAAUACCCAGAUUUGGAUCCUCGGUUUCAGCUCAGAACUCGUGUAAAGAUUGGAGCUUUACUAGGAAGACACAUGAAAAAUGGAGCACACGCAUUUGGUGAUUCUAAUCAUAGGACUGACCUCGUUUUGUGUUGCAGCUUUGGCGGUUUACAUGUGGUGUUACUGUCGGAGGAGGGGAGCUGAGGAUGUUCCAAGGGAUGUAGAAGGUGGUUUUGAGGUUAAGGAAAGAGAUGGGGUGGUGGGUAAGGAGAUUUUGAUGAGGUUUGAGGGUGGGGAAGAUCUGACUGUGCUUGAUAUCCUUGAUGCUCCUGGGGAGGUGAUAGGGAAAUCUGGGUAUGGGACUUUGUAUAGGGCUGCUUUGUUGAGGUCUAAUAGGCCUGCACUGUUGAGAUUCUUCAGGCCACCUUGCACUUUGAGCCUGAAAGAAGUGGUGCCAAUCAUUGAGCUUCUGGGGUCAAUUAGGCAUCCCAAUUUGGUACCUUUGUAUGCAUUCUAUGCAGGGCCCAGAGGGGAGAAGCUGCUGGUUCAUUCCUUUUACCGCAGAGGCAAUCUGGCUCAAUUUAUUAGAGAUGGCGUUGGCGAGGUUCACAAAUGGCCCAUCAUAUGUAGGAUCUCGAUGGGGAUUGCUCGAGGUUUAGAUUAUCUUCAUACAGCCUUUGAGAUCCCCAUAGUCCAUGGAAACCUGAAGUCGAAGAACGUACUUUUGGAUGGGCAUUUUCGUCCACGAGUGUCAGAUUUUGGCCUCCACCUCCUCCUGACUCCAACGGCUGGACAGGAGAUGCUUGAAACCGCUGCAGUUCAGGGGUACAAGGUGCCGGAGUUGAUUAAGAUGAAAGAUGCUAGUGAAGAAAGUGAUAUUUACAGCCUCGGAGUAAUCUUGUUAGAGUUGCUUACGGGGAAGGAACCGAUUGAUGAGUACACAUACCCUGCUAAAGACGACAUUUUUUUGCCGAAUGUGGUCAAGAAUGCCAUCAUUGAGGAUCGGAUUACAGACUUGUUUCAUCCGAUGGUUCUUGGCCAAAGCAAUGGUAAAAAAGAGGCGGUUGAAGAUCAUAUUCUUGAAUUGCUUCGACUUGCAAUGGAUUGCUGUUCCCCGUCGCCUUCUCUUCGGCCUACCGUUAAGGAGUUCCUCACUAGACUCGAAGAAAUUGAAAGGUAACAAUAAACGAUAAUUUUCUGCUGAAAUGUGAACCCAGUUUUCUCGACAAUCACUCGAUCAACUUGUGACACACAUUGAGGCAGCCUAGUACAGCAAUGACGAUGUUGAUUAAUCUAACAUUUGGGGUAUACCGUGCUUUGGGGAAUCAAUCUUGAAACGCCACAUUUCACAUUUCAAUCUGUUCAGUCACUAUAUUGCAAGAUUGAAAGGGAAGCUACAAGAAUUAUGAAGCUGGCCCUUGAUCUUUUCCUGCUCGAAAUGAAUACCAGAUUUCUUUAUCAUAGGGAGUUUGCUUGCUUGCAAGAAAAUUCACGGGGUUAUUAGAAUGGAGAGGCCGAAAGAUUCUUUAGCCAAAUUCUUGUAAUCUAAUGACAUUCGAUUUUAUCAGAAUAUCUCAGAACUGAAGAUGAUGACACUCAUAUCUUGAAUCUGCAGGCCAUCCUACAGUUCAGAACUACACGGAGUUUGUCAAACUUAUAAGAGAUUAGAUCUUACUGUAUACAUUUGAUGAUUAUAUAUAAAUCAUAUGCUAAUUUCUUUUCAUUCUGGUUGUCCUCUUGAAACUAUGGAAAAUUUAUGACA
Messenger RNA from Ipomoea nil (Japanese morning glory), 2099 nucleotides. RefSeq names its product putative kinase-like protein TMKL1. NCBI's taxonomy places the organism in Eukaryota, Viridiplantae, Streptophyta, Magnoliopsida, Solanales, Convolvulaceae. The coding region runs from base 438 to 1517 and encodes 359 amino acids. Gene Ontology annotation, biological process: protein phosphorylation. The transcript has 2 exons. Gene Ontology annotation, molecular function: protein kinase activity; ATP binding. The record is from RefSeq and is a predicted model, not a curated record.